AUGCCGGCUUCUGGACCCCCAGAAGCCAUCCAUCCCAUCCCCCCAGGCGACAACGCCAUCCUUGCUCUGGAUCAGAUGCGCUUCCUCGGGCGAGACCGACAGUUUCCUGAAGCCCAGAGAUGCGGCAUAACCAUCGACGAUGACAUGUGUGACGCGCUUAUCGGCAGUGCGAACAACUUGAUCAAGCACAUCGAGGUCCACCUCGCGCGCCUUCGGGCCCUUAGUAACGAACAGCUCGCUACCACGUUCUUUCGCUUGGGCUGCUAUCCUGUGCACCACGACAGCAUUCGGGACAUCGAGCAACAAGCACGCGAGUACGGAGACAAGAUGGCCGAAAAGUAUUGUCCCAUUGCAGACUGUCCCCACCCCAAGAUCAUAAAGCCUGAGCAGCAUUACAGCAGCCUCGCGCUACACGGGAGCGAGCCGUUCACACGACAACGCUUACGCCCUCCCAUAACCCUCCAACCUGUCCAGUUGAGUCACUUGCCACCGCUGCCGACUGCGGUAGCGCCCUACAACAUUACCUGCCACGAGAUUCAACCGUUCCGGGGCCAGGGUGAGGGCCCGCGCAAGAACUCUCCCGAGAACAAUUUCCCCAUCAUUCCCGUCGACUGCCGCAAAGGCGACCCGCUCAUGAUCGCCAACGGUUCAGGGAUACCGGACGAGCGAGGCAUGAGCGUGUACUGGUCAUCGGACUUCUUCCGACCCAUCGACGAAGUCGACUCCGACGACGAGAAUGCGACCGUGGGUGCGGCCUCUGUUCCUGGCAGCUCCAUGGGGACAGGUAUGAUGGGCACCGGCAAACCCGUCGCGCUCUCGCGCGGGAGACGCUCAGUCAGCGUCCUGUCCGACGCGACGUUCCUUCCAGACUCGCCGCAAUCGGCCUUCGCCGCAGGAAUCUCGAGGCUCCCGUCGCUGCCAGCCGUCUCAGAGCGACGGUCGACCCGCAGCGCCUUGGUCGGACCAACAAACCCGACGCCAUCAGUCCGGACAACCCCUGCCCCAUCAUCCCUACCUUCAUCCCUUCCUGAGAGUGAGCCAGGCCUGUCGUUGUCGCGGAAUGACUCGCUCGGCAUGAUCCCCACCCGUCCCUCGACCCCCAUCGCCUCGCAACCGCGUCCUAGUCGCACGGCCGCGUCCUCCUCCAUGUUACCACCACUUGGUAUCGACAGGGACGGCAUGAUCAAACUCACCCGCCACGUGCCGUUUCCUCCGUGGCACAAGCCCGUCCCGCAAGGCAUGUCGGGGUCAUCGGUUACUGUGGGUCCGCCCAAAAUAAUCUUGCGCGAGAUCAUGAACCCAUUGCAGUACGUGCGGCAGGCUCGGCAGCGGGCCGUGGAUUCGAACACGGGGGAGUCGACAAACGAGCUGGACGCAGCCAUGGGAACACAGUACGAGGAGCGCGAUGAGUUGGAGAAGGAUGUCGAAUCAUCGUCCAAGGCUGACAGCGCACCACUUCUGGCGUCGAAGGCGAGACGCAAACGCAAGCGACUGACCGACGAGCAGAUCGACAAAGCAGCGCACGCAUAUGCGCAGCGUAAGACCGGUGUGCUAAUCGGCUUUGCGUAUUGGACGGCAUACUCGAACUUUCUGGACGACAACGAUCACCACGUCGCGCUCGUUGAGGAGGAGGACAUCCGCAACGCUGCUGGUAACACUGAAAAGCUUAAGGUGGCUCCUGACAAUGGCGACUCGUUGGAAGUAACGGAUUCUAACCAAGCGGUCGUUAUCGCUGCGUCCGCCUAG
This is a messenger RNA of Cutaneotrichosporon cavernicola, 1746 nucleotides long. RefSeq lists its product as uncharacterized. Lineage: Eukaryota; Fungi; Basidiomycota; Tremellomycetes; Trichosporonales; Trichosporonaceae. The transcript has 5 exons. The record is from RefSeq and is a predicted model, not a curated record. The coding region runs from base 1 to 1746 and encodes 581 amino acids.